This is a messenger RNA of Punica granatum (pomegranate), 2149 nucleotides long. NCBI's taxonomy places the organism in Eukaryota, Viridiplantae, Streptophyta, Magnoliopsida, Myrtales, Lythraceae. The record is from RefSeq and is a predicted model, not a curated record.
AUCAUCAACAGCAACCCCAGAAAAAUCCACACAAAUUGAAAUUGCUCUUUCUUUUUCUCUCUCUCUCUCUCUCUAAAUAUCUAUUCUGUGCACAGAGACACCGACCCAUUAAGCCCCACUACUCACCAUUGGCAAACAGAAGAAUCUCUCACCAUUUCUCCAUCUCUGAUCAUCAUCUUCCUCCUUCAACAGAGAGAGAGAGAGAUGAGGAAAUGAACCCCAUAUUCUUCUUCUUUGCCCCCCCUCCCCUCUCUAUCUCUCUCUAGCUUUCCCCCCUUCUCUAUCAAGAACUGCAUAGUGGUCAUAUAAAGAGAGAAGCAGCAUAGAAAAGAGGAGCUAUGACCCCAGAAGACUCCCUUAGAUCCCUCUCCCUGGACUACCUCAACCUCCUCAUCAACGGGCAGGCCUUCAGCGAUGUCACCUUCAGCGUCGAGGGCCGCCUCGUCCAUGCUCACCGCUGCAUCCUUGCCGCCCGCAGCCUCUUCUUCCGGAAAUUCUUCUGCGGCCCCGACGCCCCCGAGCCUUCUUCUGCAGGUCCGUCGUCCUCCUCCUCGCGGACGGCCUUUGGUGCGACCGGUAGGCCAGCCCCUGGGGUUGGGGUUAUACCGGUGAACUCGGUGGGGUACGAGGUGUUCCUCCUUGUGCUGCAGUUCCUCUACAGCGGGCACGCGUCGAUCGUGCCCCAGAAGCAUGAGCCCCGGCCCAACUGCGGCGAGAGGGGUUGCUGGCACACCCACUGCACCUCUGCCAUCGAUCUCGCCCUCGACACCCUCGCCGCCUCCUGCUCCUUCGGUGUUGAGCAGCUCGCCCUACUCACUCAGAAACAAUUGGAGGUCAUGGUGGAGAAAGCCUCAAUUGAAGAUGUGAUGAAAGUGUUAGUAGCUUCAAGAAAGCAGGAGCUCCCUCAGCUUUGGAACACUUGCUCCCACCUCGUCGCAAAGUCGGGCCUCCCACCCGAAAUCCUAUCUAAACACCUCCCUAUCGAGGUCGUGUCCAAGAUCGAAGAAAUCCGGCUGAAAUCAUCUGUUUCGAGACGGUCGUUGAUCAGUUCGCACCACCAUCAUCCCCAUGAUCUGGCUGCAGCAACUGAUCUUGAGGACCAGAAGAUCCGACGGAUGAGGCGGGCUCUGGACUCAUCGGAUGUGGAGCUCGUGAAGCUCAUGGUUAUGGGCGAGGGGCUCAACCUAGACGAAGCAUUGGCCUUGCACUAUGCAGUGGAGAAUUGCAGCCGGGAAGUAGUGAAGGCCUUGCUCGAGCUGGGGGCGGCUGAUGUGAAUUUCCUGGCAGGACCUGCAGGAAAGACACCACUCCAUGUGGCGGCUGAGAUGGUAUCCCCCGACAUGGUGUCGGUGCUCCUCGAUCACCAUGCAGACCCAACUGCCCGCACGAUUGAUGGGAUCACGCCACUGGAUGUUCUGCGAACCCUAACAACUGAUUUCCUCUUCAAAGGGGCCAUCCCUGGGCUGGCCCAUGUAGAGCCAAACAAGCUCCGUCUAUGCCUCGAGCUUGUCCAAUCGGCGGCUAUGGUGAUCUCCCGCGAGGAAGAGAAUGCAAGCAGUUCUUCCGGCGGGGCUGCCGCCAUCAACUACCCAACAAUGAGCAGUGGGAACAUUCAAAUUGACACAAGAAUGGUUUAUCUGAAUCUUGGCGCCACAGGUCCCUCUCAAAUAGGAUCCCGUGUGGAAAACGACAAUACCAGUCCCUGUACCCAGGGCGAGGCGAUUCUGAAUCGGCAAGGAUCACAAAGUCCCAUGGACCCGUCAAUGUAUCAUCAUUCUCGAGAGUAUUAGCUCAAUUUUGAAUGCUAGCUUCCUGCAGCCCCAGCCGGUUUGUGAUCGGAGAUCAAGCUAGAGAACUUGAGAAAUCUCAUAUAUGUAUGACAUCCGGACUGGCUAGAUGAGAAGCAGAAUUACCGACCGAUUCAUAACUGAUCACAUGGAUUUGAUCAUUGGGUCGACUAAUAUGUUCUCUCGUUCUCCAACCGUUGGUCGAUCUCUCCAUUGUGCAUCUUAGAAUCAGAUGAACUUAGACAGGCAAAGAGUUUCAUUGCCAAAUCUCAUGGGGGCUAUAUUAUUCUAUAAUUGACAGGCUUAGAUAUAAUUAACUGUAUGAGUUUAUAUAUAUAUAUAUAUAUGUAUAUUUCUUGCUC